Molecule: messenger RNA, 783 nt
Organism: Ascochyta rabiei
Lineage: Eukaryota; Fungi; Ascomycota; Dothideomycetes; Pleosporales; Didymellaceae
Exons: 1
Coding region: 1-783 (260 amino acids)
Source: RefSeq, a predicted model, not a curated record
AUGGCUCUUCGAGGGCUACGCGAAGUGACCAUGCGUGGCCAGAUGCCUCACCGCGGUGGUCCGAUGCAUGCUGCCACCCUUCAAUUUUUAGAAUUCGUCCCCGAGGUCGAGCAACUCCACCUAUCGCACGUCAGUGUUGAAACUCCUCGCCAACUCAUCAACCUCAUGUCAGACAAAAAGCUCACGCGUUUCUUGACUUGGUGGACGCACGGCGAUGGUCGUAUGCUCAGAAGUAUGCUAUCCGGGCAAAGGCUUAAAUUCUUCAAAUAUAACCCCGGCGGUGAAGGAUUUCCCACUCCUCACCAAGACAAGUUAUCAGAAGUCCACACUAUCGACCUUCUUACGGAUUCAAGGCAAUCUCUCAGAGUACUCAAACUUUACUCGACACAAAUGAGCAAAUCACCUCUCCUUUCGCAAUUCGAUAAUCUCGAACUUGUGGAGAUGCCAUUUGCGGCUGAUCUCUUCAACGUCAUUGCCGGGAGUGAGCAUGGCGAUGUCGCCAAUGCCCUCCGAAAACGCAUUCCCGAAUCUUUGUCAGCGCUAAGUCUUCGAUACAUACCAUCAUCUGACGACGUGUGCGUGGUCUUGGCAGUCCUUGCAGAGCUGAAGCGUCAGGGGGAAUUCUCUGCACUCAAGACGGUUCGCCUGAACUUUUGUCGUUUUGCGAUAUCACCACGGUUUCCUCCAGAUCACUACAACAUCUUGAACCCGGCCUUGGAGAAAGAACUUAUUGGGGUCUUCAAUAAGGUAGGGCUUCAGCUUGAGGUCGCCCAGACUGACUAG